Diceros bicornis minor is the source of this 2625-nucleotide messenger RNA. RefSeq names its product speedy/RINGO cell cycle regulator family member C (gene SPDYC). The coding region runs from base 1 to 1029 and encodes 342 amino acids. Gene Ontology annotation, biological process: positive regulation of cyclin-dependent protein serine/threonine kinase activity. The transcript is spliced from 5 exons. Lineage: Eukaryota; Metazoa; Chordata; Mammalia; Perissodactyla; Rhinocerotidae. The record is from RefSeq and is a predicted model, not a curated record. Gene Ontology annotation, molecular function: protein kinase binding.
AUGAGUGACACCCAAGACCCUGCCACUGCCCCUGCGGUUGCCACCCAGGUAAAGCUGGGGGGCUGGAGCCGUCAAGGCGUGGGCAGUGGGUCUCUCCGUUCCCCCCAGCACCAGGAGCUCCAGGCCUUCCUCAGCCUUCUGGAGCACAGUUUCCUCCAGGAAUUCCUCUCCAAAGAUCCCUGUUUCCAGAUUUCGGAUAAGUACCUCCUGGCUAUGGUGCUGGUCUACUUCCAGCGUGCCAACCUGAAGCUCUGCGAGUACACCCACAGCAACCUGUUCUUAGCUCUGUACCUUGCAAAUGACAUGGAGGAGGAUCUGGAGGACCCCAAAUGUGUGAUUUUUCCAUGGGCCCUGGGCAAAGAUUGGCGUCGUCGCAUGUCAGACUUUCUGCACCAGAGGGACAAGCUGUGGGCACGGAUGGGCUUCCGGGCCGUCGUGAGCCGCCAGUGCUGUGAGGAGGUCAUGGCCAAGGAGCCGUCCCACUGGGCCUGGACUCGGGAUCGGCGCCCCCACCACGGCAGGGCUCAGAGGAGCUGUCCAAAGGCCCAGGUUCCCCUCCCCCGAGGCCCCGGCCUCUCGCCACCCCACUGUUCCCUCUGUGGCUUGCCCCCUCACCGCAGCCACUGCUGCCACUACCCCUGCCCCUUGCCUGUCUUAUCCAAGUGCCCUUCCCCAGACCCCGAGUGGCAUCGUGCUGCCUGCCAAGCCUGUGUCUCAGUGCCUGAAGACCCCUGGGGUGGGGGCUUCCUCAUCGUCCUGCCGCUCCGGCUGCAGCUGGAGCCAGGCACCUAUACCCUCCACCGUGAGUUGGGGACAGGAGCUGAGGGUGGCCUUGGGAGCCCAGGAGGCGGGUAUGGGGCCCAACAGAAUGAGAAGGAGGGGCACGGGGCCUGGGGUCCAGCAGGCCUGGGCACCAUCCCAGCUCUGCCACCUCCUGGCUGGGUGAGCUUGACAAGUUUCCUCUCUGAGCUGCUCUCUGUCCUUCUCCCCCUAGUUUUCCCAAAGCCUCGGCAGUGCCCUGGGCGCUGACACUCACUUGCAGGGUGAACAGCAGCCUGCUGGCUUGCCCGCUGACCCAGCGCUCUACUGGCUGCGCCCCUGUGGCCUCCUGUCUAUGGACCUCAGGCUGGCAGUGCUGCCCCUGCCCCCUGCCCCCUCCUCCCAACUUGCAACUGUACCCACUCUGACCGGGGUCCCCUCUAAUAAACUCGUGUCCACAGGACACCAACUGUGCUCAGGCCCCAGCCUGGCUCCUUGACCCAGGGUGGGAGUGGGAAGGGAGUUGGGGGGAGAGGGGGAUCUGCCAGGUUGAGGUGCCAGUUGUUGAGACCCAUGAGCACAGGCUCUGGAACAGAUCUUCCCCUUCCCAUUGGUGGCCAGUCGUCCUGAGCCUCAGUUUCCCCUCUGUGACAUCACCUAUGGAUGAUGAGAUCUACACAGUGUAGAGGGGAUUGAAGGGGACAAGGUGUGUGUGUAGUCCUUAGAAGAGGGCCUGGAACCUAACCUAUUGGACUAAAAAGCUCAAAUGGAAACAGCUCUAUAGUCAGUCUAGAAAUGCCUGCAGGGCCCGGGCUGUUUAGAAAUAAGACUUAGUCCUUGCCCUGGGCUGCAAUCAAACAUAAUGUAAUUAUUAUAAUACAACCCCCCACAAAAGUAAAUUUGUUAAUGAGGGAGCAUGGAAGGCUUUCCAGAGGGUGGCAUUUGAACUGGGCCUGAACAAUGUCAAUUUUGCCCAUGGGGGGGCAAGGGGGAAGUUGUGAGGAAGGAUAUUUUUGGAAAGACAGUCUAGACUAGUGACUAAGACUUAGUCUCUGGUGCCAGACAGCUUAAGUUCACAUUCCAGGUUCCUGUGUGAUCUUGGUGUGUAAUUUAAUCUCCUCCAUUGCCGCAUCUGUGAAAUGGGUCUAUACUAAAAUGGGUGUUAUGAGAUUUGAAUGAGUUAAUCCCUAGAAGAGUUUAGAACAGUGCUGCUGGAAUAGAGCUCAGUGAACCAGGGUGUAGAGGGAACUGCUGCCUAGAGGGGAGGGUGUGUUGGGGAGAGGUAGAAGGAAGACGGAGAAGGCUGGAGAAGUAGCUACAAGGGUCAGAUGGCAGAGGAAUCCCCUGCAUACUCAACGAGUGGCUCCCAAGGAGCGAGGUGGUAAGAAAGCCUGGAGAUUGCGGACAUUAGAAGCCAAGACAAGGGCUAGGAAGUAUUUUUAAUUUGUUUUUCAAAUAGGUAAUAUCUUCACAUGUACAUUUUGCAUUUUGAACUGAGUCACCUCCUACCCCUGACUCCUGGCCACCUGGUUCCCCUCCCUGGAAGCAGUGAAAGUAACAAUUUAUGUCCUUCCAGAGAAAGAAUCUAAACAUACAUAACCAAAUGUGGUGUAAUAAAAUAUAUAUAUAUAUUUGGUCUUUGUUCCUGGUUUCUGGCACAGAGCUCUUAAAACCCUUGGAAUCUCCUAAGUGAUAGGAGUGUCUUUUGUUAUUCAUGAUGAGCCCCUUUCAGCCACAUCUGAGUUUCUGCUAAUGAGGUGACUCAGGGUAGGGCCCCUACAGGGCUUCAAGGUGGGGGCUGGUCACCAGUAAAACCAAUCUAGUGGGUGCAGAACUUUGAGCUCCCCCACCACCUCCGGGGAGGGG